GAAAUGUUUCGUCUUCAAAUCCUUUUAAUAUUCACCGCUUUAAUUCUCUUUUGCAGUGCAGGAAUUCCAUACCGCAGUACUAAAGAAUGUGGCGUAAAUGAAUAUUAUCGCGAAAACGCCAGUGCUUGUAGGCCAUACUGCAACCAAGAUCCUCAUGAAUUGGAUCUGGAAGUUUGUAAUUCGAGAUCCAAUCCGGGUUGCUAUUGUUUGCCUGGUUACACCAGAGAGGUAAGCGACAGUUUCAAUUGCGUUCCGGAAGAAGAUUGUAAAUUUUUACCAAAGUGUGGGCCAAACCAAAUUUACAAAGUCUGCCCGAAUUUUUACAUUAAAACUUGCUCCAAUUUAACACCCACGACAUACGAUGGAAGAUGCAAUAAAGGUUGUGAAUGCAAGGAUGGAUUUGUUAGGGUAGUGAACAGUCAGGAGAGUGAUUGCGUGCCAGAAUCGCAAUGUGCGAUGUAUUAUAAAUAA
This is a messenger RNA of Onthophagus taurus, 471 nucleotides long. RefSeq names its product mucin-6-like. NCBI's taxonomy places the organism in Eukaryota, Metazoa, Arthropoda, Insecta, Coleoptera, Scarabaeidae. The record is from RefSeq and is a predicted model, not a curated record.